Messenger RNA from Brassica oleracea var. oleracea, 799 nucleotides. Its product is annotated as protein EXPORTIN 1A-like. The record is from RefSeq and is a predicted model, not a curated record. Gene Ontology annotation, molecular function: nuclear export signal receptor activity. Lineage: Eukaryota; Viridiplantae; Streptophyta; Magnoliopsida; Brassicales; Brassicaceae. Gene Ontology annotation, biological process: ribosomal small subunit export from nucleus; ribosomal large subunit export from nucleus; protein export from nucleus. The transcript has 7 exons. Gene Ontology annotation, cellular component: cytoplasm; nucleus. The coding region runs from base 23 to 799 and encodes 258 amino acids.
UUCUUUCAGGUACAAGGCAACAAUGUUAGAUGACGUGCCAAACAUAUUUGAAGCUGUUUUCCAGUGUACAUUGGAGAUGAUAACUAAGAACUUCGAAGAUUAUCCGGAACACCGCCUCAAGUUUUUCUCAUUACUCCGUGCUAUUGCUACAUUUUGUUUCCCUGCCUUGAUAAAGUUGCCAAGUCAGCAACUGAAGCUAGUAAUGGAUUCAAUUAUCUGGGCAUUUAGACAUACUGAGAGAAAUAUCGCGGAAACUGGGCUUAAUCUUUUGCUUGAGAUGCUGAAGAACUUUCAGCAAUCUGCGUUUUGUAAUCAAUUCUUCCGGUCAUACUUCAUACAAAUCGAGCAAGAAAUAUUUGCUGUGUUGACUGAUACCUUCCAUAAGCCUGGCUUCAAGCUGCAUGUGCUGGUGCUGCAGCAUCUGUUUUGCCUGGUUGAGAGCGGUGCUUUAACUGAACCUUUGUGGGAUACUGCAACCGUACCUUACCCGUAUCCGAACAACGCUGCAUUUGUUCGUGAAUACACCAUUAAGCUAUUGAGUUCUUCAUUCCCCAACAUGACUGCAGCAGAGGUCACACAAUUUGUGAAUGGACUCUACGAGUCGAGAAAUGACCCGUCUGAAUUCAAGAAAAACAUUCGCGACUUCCUUGUACAGUCCAAGGAAUUUUCCGCUCAGGAUAACAAGGAUCUGUAUGCUGAGGAAGCAGCAGCGCAGAGAGAGCAAGAGCGUCAAAGAAUGCUUUCGAUUCCUGGGCUUGUUGCUCCUAAUGAGAUUCAAGACGAGAUGGUCGACUCUUAA